AUGUCGAAUAUUAAUACAACAGUAAUAAUACAAACUGGACAAUCACGAGAAUAUUUAAUUGUUGGUUACUAUUCAUUAAUUUUAAUUAUUUUAGGCACUUUUUUCAAUAUGAUAACAUUUUUUAUUCUUUGUCGAUCAACAUUUAGAAAUGUUAAAAUAAAACCAACACUUCAUUAUAUGCGUGCAAUGGCUAUCUUUGAUAUUCUUAUGUUAUAUGGAUGGAAUCUUGAUCAUUAUCUUAAAAAUAUAUAUCAAAUACGUAUAGUAACUUAUUCUUUAUUAUCUUGUAAAAUGAUUUCAUUUCUCAGCUUUUUUGCACCUCAAUCAUCAGCAUGGCUUCGUGUUUUUGUUUGUUUGGAUAGAUAUUUAUCAUUGAGUCGUCUUCAUCGAACAUGGUUUGGUCAAUCAAAAAAUGUUCUUAUUAUUAUUUCAUGCAUUAUAUGUAUUCUUUUUCUUCUUAAUUUUCAUUUUUUUCUUUUCGUUUGUUAUUAUACAUCAAAGGGUACAAUCACUGUUUAUUCUUGGUUGUAUAAUGUCUAUCCACUAUGGGAUAAUAUUAAUUUUGCAGUAUACAAUUGUGUACCAUUUAUAUUAAUGAUUAUAUUCAAUAGUUGUAUGAUUUAUCAUUUAAUUCAUCUUAGACAUACAACAAGUAUUCAAAAUUCUCAAAUUCAACAUCGAUCAAUAUCAAUUACACUUGUUAUAACAACAUUUCUUUUUUUAAUUAUGACUGUACCAUCAAAUAUAGCUUUUUCAUUUUUUUCUUCAUCAAACAAUAUUCUUUUAUGGUUCUUGGAUUGUCUUGUUUAUUCCUAUCAUACGCUAUCUUUUCCAUUAUAUAUGAUUACAUAUGAUGAAUUUCGAAAAGAAUUUUUCAAAAUAAUACGAUGUAAAAGAAACAGUGGAAGAGUUGUACCAUUAACAAGAACUGGUACUAUGCCGCAGACAUUCGCUAUAGCAAAAACUAUGACUAAUAAUUGA
Messenger RNA from Rotaria sp. Silwood1, 981 nucleotides. Lineage: Eukaryota; Metazoa; Rotifera; Eurotatoria; Philodinida; Philodinidae. The record is from the annotation of a GenBank genome assembly.